Messenger RNA from Penicillium soppii, 783 nucleotides. RefSeq lists its product as uncharacterized. The record is from RefSeq and is a predicted model, not a curated record. NCBI's taxonomy places the organism in Eukaryota, Fungi, Ascomycota, Eurotiomycetes, Eurotiales, Aspergillaceae. Bases 1 to 783 code for a protein of 260 amino acids. The transcript has 2 exons.
AUGGCUGACACAGAAGACUUUACCCCCGAUCCUGCAAUCGAAAACGUUAUGCCCGACAGCAUCGGUGUCACGAUUCCAGUUUUACAAGGUGCUUCUAAUUGGAAUACCUGGCAGCAAAAGUUCCAAUACGUCACCCGUACCAUCAAUCCAAUCUACUGGGACAUUUUCACUGGCAAUUAUACGGCCCCUGUUGCUGUUGAGCACACUCCGCAAAUCGCGAUUGACGCAAUUGCAGUGAAGUACCAUCUUUCGCCCAAUGAGCUUACUAAACAAGCAUUUGGGGAGUAUCAAGAGCUCAAUGCUGCAAUCGGCAAGCAGAUACGCUCACAAAAUCACAUUUCGCUCGCGUCUUGGAAUUCCCUCGAAGUUGAGGCUCGUGCAUAUCUGGAUUUUGCUCUUGCCAAACAGCCAUUUCUUCAGAUCGAGCGUACUUUCCAUGCCAGAGAAGCAUAUUUGAAACUGGAAGCUCUAUAUUGCAAGGCUCCGCCUAAGCCAAUUACAGGCGUAUGGAUGGAAUGGCUUGAGCUUCGUUACCAGCGAACUUCUGCCGCCGCAUUUGUUGCCCGAUUUAAGUCCGCGCUCUAUAAUCUUCGCUCCCAAGGAAUGAGAUUGAGUACGGAUGUUGAGCUUACUCAAUUUAAACUUGCCAUCGCUCAGAGACUUGGUUGCAAGUGCUUUCUAGCUAAUCUGCAUUGUGAUACCGCAGACAAAGACUGCAUGGAAUAUGUCUACUCAAACUUUAUUCGAGACCAAACACACUCUGAUCUUUGCUACCCACGUUAA